ACUAUUUACCAUUUGUUGCCACCCUUAAACCUUUCCGUAUACCAUCCAUCCUCCUCCGCCUCUCUCUAGUCACUACUGAUCUGAUUCUUCCUCCUCCGACAAAUCUGUUUCUCCUUCAAUAAAUCAAAUGGCUGCAGCUUUGGCUUCCAGAUUAUCUCGUGGACGCUCAUUGCUUGGAGGUCUUAAAAAUGAUUUCUCCGGUUCAAUGAUUACUUCCACUGGAAUGAUGAAUGAGAGUAUCCUCUCUCAGCAGCAACAGCGAAGGACAUUCAUUCAAAUGGGAACGGUUCUGAAAGUGGUGGACAACUCAGGAGCCAAGAAAGUGAUGUGUAUCCAAGCGCUAAAGGGUAAAAAGGGAGCUAGGCUUGGGGACACGAUAGUUGCUUCGGUGAAAGAAGCGAUGCCAAACGGUAAAGUGAAGAAAGGAGCGGUUGUGUAUGGUGUGGUUGUGCGAGCUGCGAUGCAGAGAGGUCGUGUUGAUGGGAGCGAAGUUAGGUUCGAUGAUAACGCGGUUGUUCUCGUUGAUAAUAAAGACAAGAAGACUAAAACCGAUCGCCAGCCGAUUGGUACUCGAGUGUUUGGUCCUGUUCCUCAUGAGCUUCGUAAGAAGAAGCAUCUCAAGAUUCUUGCUUUGGCUCAACACAUUGCUUGAGACAACAACCAACAUCAAGCGCUAGAACCAGCUACUGUCUAUCUUUUUUUUUAUGUUCUCUUUGUAAACUCUCAUCAAUAGUUUCAUGAACUAUGCAACUCAGAAAUAAUUUUGCUCGGCUUUGAUUAAGUUUUUUAAUUAUGUUA
This is a messenger RNA of Raphanus sativus (radish), 798 nucleotides long. Its product is annotated as 50S ribosomal protein HLP, mitochondrial. Gene Ontology annotation, molecular function: large ribosomal subunit rRNA binding; structural constituent of ribosome. Gene Ontology annotation, cellular component: ribosome; mitochondrial large ribosomal subunit. Lineage: Eukaryota; Viridiplantae; Streptophyta; Magnoliopsida; Brassicales; Brassicaceae. The transcript has 4 exons. The record is from RefSeq and is a predicted model, not a curated record. Gene Ontology annotation, biological process: translation. The coding region runs from base 128 to 652 and encodes 174 amino acids.